Messenger RNA from Zingiber officinale, 1592 nucleotides. RefSeq lists its product as uncharacterized. The transcript has 15 exons. The record is from RefSeq and is a predicted model, not a curated record. The coding region runs from base 109 to 1269 and encodes 386 amino acids. NCBI's taxonomy places the organism in Eukaryota, Viridiplantae, Streptophyta, Magnoliopsida, Zingiberales, Zingiberaceae.
AUAUUUCGGGUCGAGCCAUCGAAGGGAAGGGGACGAACUAUAGAUCGUUUCGAGGAGGGAAAGAGAGAAGAACUCUCGAUCGGUGGAAGCGUCGGAGGGAAGAGGAAAAUGGAAACCUUGCGAAAACUGGAAAGGGUGCACAGCCUUCUGUCUUUGAUGGAGGGACGAGGCAUCUCCUCCGGUAACGCAGAUGCUGAUCGCUUCCUCGCCGAUUUCAUUUUCUUCUUGGUAAAGCCAUGCGGAAUUGUCACCAUGGAUGUGAAACUCAAAAUAAUUUCUGAGUUCUUACCAAAGAUUUCACCCAAGAUUUGUGAUGAAGUUUUUGUCUUUGCUAAUGAGGAAGAUUGCCAACAGAUUGAUACUGAACUUCCAUUGCAGUCUUCUCUUCAAAAAAGUUUGGAUACUCAAGAAUCAAAAUUUGAAGAAACUCCCAUGAUUGGGCUCGAUGCAAUGAAACGUGCCAAUUCUACCCUAGAGGACUUUUGCAGGUCUUAUUUCAUGUUUCAUGGACUAGAUGGUAACAAUCCAAAGGAGAUAUUCAAGUACUUACCAUUUCUUUCUUUCACGGAGAGCUACAUAUAUCAGCUAGACACAUUGAAUGAGAAGGAAUUGCAAUUACCAUCCAAGGUUAAAGGUUGUACACUGGGAAAGAGUUUGAGCAACUUUUGCAGAGGCGAUCCUUUUGACUCUCUUGUUAGUGUUUUGCAGUUUCAUGGGCUUCUAACUGUGAGGAUAAGAAAAGAGCUUAAUUCAGGUCUUGAGUACUGGUCACUUGAAAGAAAACUUUGUCAUGCUUUGUCAAGAAAAAAAAAGAUAGUAGUUGAAGAUGUUCUGAAAGCCAUUCAUCUAAAAUCAUUUGAUUACAGAGUUCUCAAUCUGUUGCUGUACCAACUAAGGGGUGAACAGGUCAAUGAGCUACAUAUGGAGUUUCUAUCAGUUUCAGAGUAUUUGGUUGAGUUAGCAGAUGACCUGUAUGACUAUGAGGAUGAUGUUAUGGAGAACAGCUUCAAUGUACUGCGUAUGUUUGUCAGGAUAUAUGGAGCUUCAGCAGCACCAUGUAUGUUGGCACAACGUAUUACCGAUGCGGAGAAGAAAUAUGAGUGCCUGUCGAGGACUUUGGAUCAGGAAUUGUCAACAAAUUAUUGGAGAAGAUGUGAAGAAGCUACAAGAGAAGGAGGGUUAACUUCUGGUCAUGCAUUUGGCACCUGGAAUAUUCCUCCAGUUAUUGUCGAUGAGGAAUCCUUCAGAUUGGAAAGGAUGAAAGGAUGAAAGUGGGAAUGUGCCAGGAUACUUAGGAAGGCUCUGCCACCCACAGUACAUCUCCAAAUGAAAUAAUUGAUCAUAUGGCUUGCUUGUCCAGAAGUUGCAACUAAUAUUGGAAUCAACUGUAUCUGCUCAUUUGCACUUGGAAUCUUACUGUAUUCCCAUAAGAAGCUUCUCGUAGUUCUUAGCUUGUGGGAUUUUAGUUUUGAUUGCGUGGGAUUUUUGGUAAAAGAAAAUGAGUUCCCUAGUAAAUUCUAUUACCAGUGAAGUGUUACAUGAAAGAUGAAUUAAGAUUCAUAUAAGAUCAAGGAUAUUAUUAUUCAGGAUCA